AUGCCGAGGAAUAAAGACGGGGAAAUAAAUUGGCCAACAAGUUUCCCUUGGCUUACGGCAGAUGGGCGCGAGGGGAGAUUAUAUCAAAGAAGAGAUCCAGCAUCUACAUUCGCGGAGGUCACCAAAGGUCACGAUAUCGUUAAAGCCGCGGGAGCCUUUUUUCUAACCGGAAAUUCGAGCCAAGCAAGGGUGCCGGAAACUGUGCCUAAGUUUUUGGUGAAACCCGUGCAAUUUAAGGAUCCAAAAAUAAUGAAAAUCAUUGAUGUUCUGCUGACUUUGACCGGACUGUCAGUUGCGACUUUGGCGGAAUAUGAUGGCGGCGAAAUAAGAGACAAGAGACAAAUCUACUCACCAAUUUUGGUCGAGCCUUAUGGAGGAACGUUUAAGCUCAUCAUUGGUAUAGGUAUACCGAUCGCCCUGCCCGGUCGUUCUCUGGUCUACGGUCAAAACAUGCAGUUCCAAUACCCUCUUCCGACCAACGCCACCUUCUUCACGAAUUUGUUCUCGACAUCGAGUUCAUCUGGCCGCCGUCGUCGCAGCUCUUCGCGUUACGAGAGACAAAUCGCUUACAGUAUGUUGGAACAGCAAUUCGACAGGAGCGGUGCCAACGGCAAGGAGUGCAUAAUGCGAGGCAUUUGUGAAGCUGCGGAGACUCCGCUUCGCCAAGAAGGUCUGGUCGGAGAGCUUCUUCAUCUGCUAUUGACGCCCGAUUACGGUGGUAAUACUUCCGUCGACGAAGAUUACGUUAAUGCGAAAAAGGCCGGAAUACGAGGCGAGGAUUGUGCGGCAUUGUUUCCGGGCUGUCCGCACGGUUAUGGAAUACUGGACCACGUGUCAACUACAAAAUAUGUCAACUAGGUUAAG
Messenger RNA from Diprion similis, 864 nucleotides. RefSeq lists its product as uncharacterized. The transcript has 5 exons. The record is from RefSeq and is a predicted model, not a curated record. The coding region runs from base 1 to 858 and encodes 285 amino acids. NCBI's taxonomy places the organism in Eukaryota, Metazoa, Arthropoda, Insecta, Hymenoptera, Diprionidae.